Messenger RNA from Dibothriocephalus latus, 408 nucleotides. The record is from the annotation of a GenBank genome assembly. NCBI's taxonomy places the organism in Eukaryota, Metazoa, Platyhelminthes, Cestoda, Diphyllobothriidea, Diphyllobothriidae.
AUGCUGGCCUCUUCCCGUGACGCGGGUCUCUUGAUGCAUUUGCGUCAGUCAAGCACAAACGUAAGCCUCGUUAUUCAACCGAAAAAAACGAUACUUGUGGAUGAUAGGCAACUCUUCAUUGGAAUGGCGCACACCGACCUGAAUGCUCUCAGAAAAAAUGACAUCCGUCAUUCAGAGGCGGAAGGUCGCAGGCGGGCGAGGCCGCAAAGCAACAAAGUAAACGCCGAGUGGAGUCCUGGAUGCUUACUUCACUGUGAGUAUGCGAACGGAUACGGCGCUCCGAAUGUCGAAAACGAUGACAUCUGUCACGUGCCCCACGGGAUGGACACAGCACCGGGGACGGCUCGCGAAUUAGCUUACGCAGGGAGAGGAAGCAUCGCCUCUUUCUUCACCCGCUUUUCUCUGUGA